AUGUCUGAACCUAAGCAGCCCCAUUUCGAAACUUUACAGCUUCAUGCGGGUCAUGAACCAGAUUCCGAGACCCAUUCGCGAGCGGUACCCAUCUAUGCAACCACAUCCUUCACCUUCAAUGACUCCGCACAUGGCGCCAGACUCUUUGGUCUCAAAGAGUUUGGCAACAUAUAUAGCCGGAUUAUGAACCCCACUGUGGAUGUCUUCGAGAAACGUAUCGCUGCCCUUGAAGGUGGCGUCGCAGCCGUCGCAGCCUCUUCGGGUCAAUCCGCACAGUUCAUGGCUAUAUCUGCCCUUGCCCAUGUUGGCGAUAAUAUAGUGUCGACCAGUAAUCUAUACGGCGGUACAUAUAACCAAUUCAAAGUCCUAUUCCCUCGAUUGGGAAUCACAACCAAGUUUGUCCAGGGAGACAGCCCAGAGGCCAUAGCUGCAGCCAUUGAUGACCGUACUAAGGCUGUCUACGUUGAAACUAUUGGAAACCCCCGCUAUAAUGUACCCGACUUCGAAGCCAUCGCUAAGGUAGCCCACGAAAAGGGCGUGCCCCUAGUGGUCGACAAUACAUUCGGCGCCGGCGGUUAUUACUGCCGUCCCAUAGAGCACGGCGCCGAUAUUAUUGUACACAGCGCCACCAAGUGGAUUGGAGGUCACGGCACCACUGUUGCUGGUAUAGUUGUUGACAGCGGAAAGUUUGACUGGGGAAAGAAUGCAGCACGCUUCCCCCAGUUUAUUGAACCUUCCGAAGGCUACCAUGGCUUGAAAUUCUGGGAGACCUUUGGUCCCCUUGCUUUUGCCAUUCGAGUGCGAGUGGAGAUCUUGAGAGAUCUUGGGUCAGCACUGAACCCUUUUGCCGCGCAACAGCUUCUACUCGGCGUCGAGACCUUGAGUUUACGUGCUGAGAGACAUGCAAGCAAUGCUAUAAUACUGGCCAACUGGCUUCGUAAGAAUGAAAAUGUUUCUUGGGUCUCAUACCCAGGCUUGGAGGACCACCCAAGCCAUGAGACCGCGAAGCGCUAUCUCAAGCAUGGAUUUGGGGGCGUGCUUUCUUUUGGGGUUAAGGGAGGUGCAGCCGCUGGCAGCCAGGUAGUUGACGGCUUUAAGCUGAUCAGCAAUCUCGCGAAUGUUGGGGAUAUGAAAACCCUCGCUAUUCACCCUUGGUCUACGACACAUGAACAGCUUACCGUGCAGGAACGCAUUGACUCCGGAGUCACUGAGGAUGGAAUCCGUAUCUCGGUGGGUACCGAGCAUAUUGAUGAUAUUAUUGCCGACUUUGAGCAGUCUUUCAAGGCUGCUAGUGCUCUGUAA
Molecule: messenger RNA, 1302 nt
Organism: Aspergillus niger
Lineage: Eukaryota; Fungi; Ascomycota; Eurotiomycetes; Eurotiales; Aspergillaceae
Exons: 6
Coding region: 1-1302 (433 amino acids)
Biological process (GO): transsulfuration
Molecular function (GO): transferase activity, transferring alkyl or aryl (other than methyl) groups; pyridoxal phosphate binding
Source: RefSeq, a predicted model, not a curated record